UCAGCUUCUUUACACAACAUUGAAGCUUGAAGGAUGACAAUGUCCUCCAAUCCUGUAUCGGAAGAGGAAAAACAGGCUCGCUUGCAAAGAUGGGUCAAUCGUCUUCAAAGCUUGCCUAGUAUUGCCCUGCCUACCGAUUAUCCAAGACCUGCAACAUCACAAAUCGUUCAAGCGGUAAACUCUUUACAUCUCUCCUCUAAAGCACGCACUGCAUUGGUCCGUCUUGCUGUUCAUCAUGAUAUAGAGACAGAUGCGGCUUCGUUCGAUGACGAUGACGAGGAAGAACAAGAUACACAACAAUCAACAAUUUCAGACAAUGCACCUCCUUCUCCUUUUCAUUUGCUUUUAGCCGCUUUCGUUACUAUCUUGCAUCGAUACACCGGUGAUACAGAUAUCGUCGUCGGUUCAUCAUCGCCUUUGACUGGAGAGCCAAUCAUCUUGCGAAUUCCUAUCGAGCCCGUCGAUCCCUUCUGGCAAAUCGUACGUAGGAUACAACAAGUGGAGCGGGAAGCUGCUGAUGAUGCGAUCGCUUACGAUGAUAUUGUAGACAAAUUGGAACAAGGCAAAGAUGCAAGUACAGCAACUCCAAGUGCACCGAUCUUCCGCGUUCGCUUCUUUGAUGAAACUGGUGCAGGACAGAGGUCAUUCUUGCAAAAUACAAGUUUAACAACUGAUCUGACUGUAUUUGUUACAAGAUUGGGCCCAAAGGGAGAGGUAAAGAGUGAUCUCGCUUCUAGCACAAGCACAGUCAAAGCAGAAAAUGUCGUUCACAGCUCUCCUUCAUCGCAAGCACCAUCUAGAGGUUCAGUCGUGCCUGAUCUAUCGCUGCAAGUAUCCUACAAUGCUCUGUUAUUCUCCAAUAAUCGAACCAAGCUAUUAUUGGCACAUAUGUCACACGUAAUCACUGCUGCUUCUCUUAACCCUUCUGCAUUGGUAGGGACUGUUGGUUUACGUACUGCAAACGAAGAUGCCCUAUUGCCCGACCCUCGUAAAGACUUGGAUUUCUGUGGCUUCCGCGGAAGCAUCACCAGCAUCUUCGAGCACAAUGCUAAACAACAUCCCGAUAGACGCUGUUUGAUCGAAUCCCUACCACCACUAGACACCACCUCUAUCGAUCUGCCGCCACCUGCUAGCCGUGUACGUGAAAUCACAUAUGCUCAACUCGAUGAAGCAAGUAAUAUUCUAGCUCAUCACCUCAUCCAAGCCGGUGUACAACGAGAAGAAGUGGUUACCGUUUAUGCUUAUCGUGGCGUGGACCUUGUAGUGGCUGUCAUUGGAACAUUGAAAGCAGGAGCCACAUUCAGUGUGAUCGAUCCUGCCUAUCCGCCAAGCAGACAAAACAUCUACUUGCAAGUUGCCAAGCCUCGCGCUCUCGUCGUGUUGGCUAAAGCUGGUACAUUACACCCAUCCGUGCGUAAGUGCAUCAAAGAGGAGUUGGAUAUCCGUACAGAAGUGCCAGCAUUGGAAUUGCACGAUGAUGGAACAUUGACUGGAGGAAACGGUGACAAUGGCCAAGAUGUUCUCUCAGCAGCUCAAGCAAAGGCAAAACAAAGCACAAAUAUGCUUUUGGGUCCUGAUAGUGUGGCCACGCUCUCGUUCACUUCAGGUUCAACAGGUAUCCCUAAAGGUGUACGUGGACGUCAUCACAGCUUGACACACUUUUUCCCUUGGAUGGGCCAACGAUUUGAAUUAGGCUCUCAUUCUAGAUUUACAAUGUUGAGUGGUAUUGCUCACGAUCCGAUCCAACGUGAUAUCUUUACACCUCUCUUUUUCGGUGCUGAGUUGCACAUCCCUACGGCUGAUGAUAUCGGCACACCUGGCAGAUUGGCCGAAUGGAUGGCUGCUACAAAAGCAACAGUGACACAUUUGACACCUGCUAUGGGUCAAUUGUUAUCCGCACAAGCAACUGCUCAAAUCCCGGAUUUGCGUAAUGCCUUCUUUGUUGGUGAUAUUCUUACCAAAAGAGAUUGUACACGAUUACAAGCUUUAGCACAGAAUGUUCGAAUCAUCAACAUGUACGGAACAACGGAAACUCAACGUGCUGUGAGUUAUUUCGAAAUUCCAGAUAUUGCUGGCAAACCAACAUUCUUGACUACUCAAAAGGAUGUCAUGCCAGCAGGUCAAGGUAUGAUCGAUGUUCAAUUAUUGGUCGUCAAUAGAAAUGAACGUACAGCAACAUGUGCUGUCGGCGAGGUUGGUGAAAUCUACGUUCGCUCAGGUGGACUUGCAGAGGGAUACUUGGGUCCAGCCGAAGUUACUGCAGAGAAAUUCGUCCCGAACUUCUUGGCGAAAGAUGUCAAAUUUGAAGAUACGCUCGCCAGCAAGCCAGAAGGACAAUUCUGGAAAGGCGUUCGUGAUCGUAUGUACAGGACAGGAGAUUUGGGUCGUUACUUGCCAGACGGAACGGUAGAGUGUACAGGUCGCGCUGAUGAUCAGGUCAAGAUUCGUGGUUUCCGUAUCGAAUUGGGCGAGAUUGAUCUUCACUUGAGCAGACAUCAACACGUACGUGAAAAUGUCACCUUGGUCCGACGUGAUAAAGACGAAGAAAAGGUGCUCGUCAGCUACUUUGUACCCGGUCCAGGCGCAACUUCCCUGCAAGAAGCCAGUGAGAGUGAAGAUGACAGCAAAGCACAAACAGGCGCAUCAAUCACAGCCAAAGAUCUUGCUCGUGGUAUGCGUAGACACAGACAAUUAAUUAAGGACAUUCGUGAUCAUUUGAAGAAGAAAUUGCCAGCAUACUCUGUUCCUACCCUCUUCGUGCCUUUGUUCAAGAUGCCUUUGAACCCCAACGGAAAGAUUGACAAGCCUGCUUUGCCUUUCCCUGAUACAGCAUUGGCCAAUGCUGCAUUGUCAUCAUCUUCCACAGCUCGUACCAAUGGCCAAACAGAUGGAUCUGCAAGUGUCAAGAAAGAGCUUACCGCAACAGAAGAGCGUAUUGCUGGAUUGUUUGCCGACCUAUUGCCUUCUUGCCCACGCCCGGUACCUACAGACGAAUCCUUCUUUGACUUGGGAGGUCAUUCAAUUCUAGCAACUCGAUUGGUAUUCGCAAUGCGUAAAGCAUUUGUGGUUAAUGUUCCACUCGGUGUCGUUUUUGAAAGCCCUUCGGUCAGCGCACUGGCAAGUCAAGUAGACAAAUUGAAAUCGGCCGAUUUGCAAAUCGAUUCUGAUGCAAGUGUAGUGGCAUCUACUUUGAGUGGAAGUAAACCUGAGGGAGCAAAGACAAAUGCCGAAGGGCAAACAUUAAACGAUGAAGACUACGAUAAAGAUGUCGGUGUUUUGUCCGGCUCACUUCCUGACUCUUUCACCGCUGCUUCACCUGCAAAACCACAUCAACAGACUGUCUUGUUAACAGGUGCAACUGGAUUCUUGGGUAUCUUCAUCUUAAGGGAUCUACUUGUCAAGCGUCAGGAUUACGUUGCAAAGGUAAUCGUGCAUGUCCGUGCAAAAGACAAAGAAUCAGCUCUUUCACGACUACGAACCAUCGGUGAAGCACGUCAAUGCUGGAAUGAAGAGUGGGUCACUGCUGGUAAGCUAGACAUUGUCAUUGGUGAUUUAGCUGCCGAUCGUUUAGGCAUGGACCGUUCAACUUGGUCAACAUUGGCACAAGAAGUCGACGCUGUCAUUCAUAACGGAGCAUUGGUACACUGGGUUUAUCCAUACAAGAGCUUGAGGGCACCAAACGUUCUAUCAACCUUGGCCUGCAUCUUAUUCUGUGCAAGCGGAAAGCCAAAGACAUUGACAUUUGUCUCUUCAACAUCUGCUCUUGAUUCGGAUCAUUAUGUUCGCUUGUCCGACAGUAUCAUUCAAUGUAGUGCUGCCAACGAUACUUCUGUUGAUCGUUCCACCGCUUUGGCCGGUGUUCCAGAAACAGAUGAUCUGCUUGGAAGUGCAAAAGGAUUGAAUGUGGGUUAUGGACAAUCAAAGUACGUAUCCGAACGAUUGAUCAUGGUCAGCGCCGCACGGGGUCUGCGUGCAAGUAUCAUCCGACCUGGUUAUGUGUUGGGAGACAGUGAAACUUCAGUCACGAACACAGACGACUUCAUCUGGAGAUUGGUCAAGAGUGGUACUCAAUUGGGCUUGGUGCCAGAUAUCCACAACAGCGUAAAUAUGACACCUGUUGAUCAUGUUGCUAGAAUUACAGUUUUGGCAUCUUUGGAGACUGCCAUGAUCGAGAAACAAACACCUGGAACGGCAGCAAGGGUUUACCAUGUGACUGGUCAUCCUACUGUGCGAUUCAAUGAUAUGCUAAAUGCACUUCAAACCUACGGUUGGAACGCCAAGACGAUCGAAUAUGUUGUUUGGCGUACAAAGUUGGAAGAACACGUAUUGGGUGGCAAUGCAGGAGAUGCAGAGGGAGAAGAACAAAAUGCACUUUUCCCUCUGUUGCACUUUGUCCUUGAUGAUUUGCCAACUUCUACUAAAUCUGCUGAAUUGGACGAUAGACAUACACAAACCCUUUUGCAGUCAUUCGGCGAACAAGAUGUCGUUCAAGGUGUCAACCCUGAUGUUUUGGCUCGUUAUUUGGCCUGGUUGGUGGCUGUCGGCUACCUGAAGAAGCCCGAGAAGCAACCUGGUCAGCCUAUCAAUGGAGACGCAAGCAGUUCAGAAACGGUCAAAGCAUUGCCCAUUGUCAAUGCAUCUAAGCAUGCUGCAAUCGGACGAGGAUCAGCGAAUUAAAAGCUCGAGUCGUGCACUUUUGUACUUUUUUUAUUGUUAUCAAAAUAAACUUUACUCUAGAUUUGAAUAAAAAUAC
Molecule: messenger RNA, 4753 nt
Organism: Meira miltonrushii
Lineage: Eukaryota; Fungi; Basidiomycota; Exobasidiomycetes; Exobasidiales; Brachybasidiaceae
Product: large subunit of L-aminoadipate-semialdehyde dehydrogenase
Exons: 1
Coding region: 40-4677 (1545 amino acids)
Biological process (GO): L-lysine biosynthetic process
Molecular function (GO): L-aminoadipate-semialdehyde dehydrogenase [NAD(P)+] activity; phosphopantetheine binding
Source: RefSeq, a predicted model, not a curated record